Eurytemora carolleeae is the source of this 2291-nucleotide messenger RNA. Its product is annotated as oxysterol-binding protein-related protein 2-like. Gene Ontology annotation, molecular function: sterol binding. NCBI's taxonomy places the organism in Eukaryota, Metazoa, Arthropoda, Copepoda, Calanoida, Temoridae. The record is from RefSeq and is a predicted model, not a curated record. Gene Ontology annotation, cellular component: membrane; cytosol; intracellular membrane-bounded organelle. The transcript is spliced from 14 exons.
AGAGAAACCAAGAUGUCGACCGAGUCAGCUGAUUCAAUAAACAAGAUGGCGACCAAUUCAGCUGAACAAGCUGACAAUAACAAGACUGAAAGACCUAAAUUAAAAGGUCGUAGCGUUCUCCCAGUUCAACAGCCUGAGAAGGUUAAUGUGAACUUGUGGUCCUACCUUAAACAAUGUGUUGGUAAAGAACUCUCCAAGAUUACAAUGCCAGUUCAUUGGAAUGAACCCCUUUCCCUUCUUCAGAGGAUAUCAGAGUACAUGAAUUACUCCCAUGUACUUCUACCAGCACACACCUCAUAACUUUUCGGUCUUUGUUAUAUACUUUUUUAUUUCUNAGCUAGUAAUCAAGAUAGGUUCGUUUCAUAUCUAGCUAGUAAUCUAGAUAGGAUGGGUAAACCGUUUAAUCCACUUCUAGGGGAAACAUAUCAACUGGAGCAGGAACAUUUCAGAUUUGUUUGUGAACAGGUUGGUCAUCAUCCUCCUGUUUCAGCUUUUCAUGCAGAAUCCCAAAACAAGGAGUUUAUCUUCCACGGAUCUAUUUAUCCUAAAGUCAAAUUCUGGGGUAAAAGUAUAGAGUUCCAACCUAAAGGAACAAUGACUGUGGAACUACCUCUUGCUGGGGAAACGUAUACUUGGUCCAAUGUGAAUUGUGUUGUCCACAAUAUUAUUGUUGGAACACUGUGGAUGGAACACACUGGAACUAUGGAGAUUGUCUGCCAUCAAACAGGCUUGAAGGCAGUUAUUUCAUUUAAGCCUGGAGGCUGGUUUUCAGGCACUGAUGAUCUUCAUACCGUAGAGGGUUUCAUCAUAGACAAAAAUAAAACUAAACUCCGGUUUCUGUAUGGCCGUUGGACAGAGUUCCUAUGUAGUGCUGACCCAACUAUGCUCGCCUCAAUGCUUAACUGCAAACCAGAGAAAAUGGACCCUAGUGCCAGUAAUUUACCCAAGCAUCCUCCUCUUCCACUUGGGGCAAUCCCUGACAGCAAAAUCUUGUGGCAGGCAGAUCCAAAACCUGAGCACUCCUCCCUAUACUACAAUUUCUCCUCGUUCACCAUGAAGUUGAAUGAGGCUGGACAAGGCGGGGUGUUGGCUCCUACAGAUUGCAGACAUAGGCCUGAUAUUAGAGCUUUGGAGGAGGGAGACCUUGACGCGGCCUCCGCGCACAAGGAAGCCUUGGAGAACAAGCAGAGGGAAGCCAGGAAGCAGUUCAAGAAUAAGAAGGAGCAGGAUUGGUGGCAACCAAGAUGGUUUCAUCCUGAUACUCAUCCUUAUACAGGAGACGAAAUCUGGAGGUUCAAACAGGAAUUCUGGUCCGGACAAUUUGACGGUGCUCCAGAUAUAUUCUAGAUCCAAUAUAUCAGAAUAUAUUCUAGAUUUAAUAUAUCUGACUAUAUUCAACAUCCAUUACACCAGAACAUGAGACCUAAUAUAUGAGAAUAAGAUCCAUAUUUAAAAUCUAUUUAGUUUUGGCGUCACUAAGUUAUUUCUUUUGAUCUGAUUCAUCCCUGACUUUAUCUCAAUCUGAAUCUCGUUCAAGAAAAUCAAUCAAACAUUUUAGUUUUUAAAACGCGCAUUUUGUUUUAUUUUUUGCAAAAAGAAUCAAGACAAGAGGGUUGUAAGGGUAAAGUGUAACUUUUUACAUCAAAAUUUAUUAAAUUCGUGUGACUGAUGCUUAUAAAAAGUUUGCACCUAUGACAGUUUUUUAAAAGCUUUCAAUCAAGGAACAGUAAAAUGUUGAAUAUUUUCGUACAAGUUUAUCCCGAUGCACAUCUAGUGAUAUUAUGUAUAUUUGUACAUAAACCUGUGUACAUAAAUGUACACAAUCCCAACUGUAAACAAUCAACCACCAAGAAUUUUAACAAAUCAAAUUCCGAAAUUUCUGAUUUAAAAAAGUGCCGCUCAAUGUUAACGUUUCUCGUUAAAACACUUAUAAUAUAAAUGCACAUUGAACAUUCCAGAAGUUGAUUUUAUAUUUUAUUCAACCAAAAUUAUGAAGGCCUAAUUAUUUACCGGUUGUUCCUUGACUAAGGUACUGCUUAAAAAAGAAAUACUCGACAGCAAAAUAUAUGUAAUAAAAAAUAAUAUUUUAACCAAGACACAUUUAUCCGUUUUUAAUGUUGAACUUCUUAAAAAUAGUGACUUAGCUUGUUCUAACCAUGUAGCCUGGGGUUCAACCUAUUAAAUAGUAAAAUUAUGCAAAUCAUCUGUAUGUAUUACUGUACUGAGUGUACUGUAAUGUAAUGAUAUAUAAAAUAUAAAGUUUGUAAAUUAAAUAAAUGAUAUGUAAAUAA